AUGGAUGAUCAAGAUAUCAAGCAUUUUGUCAGAUUGUAUUAUUUUUCUACUGAUAAUCAUGGAACUACAAGUGAAUACAAGGACUUGUUAUUGCCUGGAAAUACAAUGAUUAAUGCCAUCUCAUUAGAGCAGGAUACCAUUUUGUACUCUCGUGAUCCUGACAGUUACCGGUUUAGAGUAGCUGCUUUACCUGAUAAUUUAUUGUUACCACCUCAUUCUAAAAAGUCUAGCCCUAUACCAUUAACCACAGGACAAACCGGUGACCUUGCAAAAUCCAACUACCAACCAAAUGCCACAGAGUUAUACACUGGUUUAUUAUGCAAAUUAUAUUCAUCGAAUGUUGAGACAGCUGAAACGGCCUAUGAUGCAAGUGAUAUCAGAGGCGUACAAGUCAAUGAAAAUGGCACGUUAUUAGCUGUUUGGACUAAAUCAAAAUCGAUCUACAUUUACAAACGCGGAUCUGCCGAUCGUGUUACAAAAAGUUGGACUGGCGUAGGAAAGAUGUUUGAUGCAACCGCUUCGUAUAUAAACAUUGAAAGUCCUCACCAUCUUGAAAAGCCACUAGAGUGGAUACUGCGUAUGGUUAUCACACCAAAAGAAGGCCAUAUUGGAUUUGUAACACCUAUCGGUGCAGCUAUGUUUUGGAACUAUAAUGAUUCGAAUUUCAUCUCCAUUGGAAUGAAAAAUAAUAUUGUAAACACUUAUUUGAUUGAUGAAGUAGAAGAGCAAAAGGCUGUCAAUUUUCAAAGUUUUAUAAGGGAUAAAUGGGAUUUGUGGACAGUCAUGACAAUGAUUGUGACGAUAUUUGUUGUCAACGAAUACAAGACUUAUUCGUACUAG
This is a messenger RNA of Mucor mucedo, 840 nucleotides long. RefSeq lists its product as uncharacterized. The record is from RefSeq and is a predicted model, not a curated record. Bases 1 to 840 code for a protein of 279 amino acids. The transcript is spliced from 7 exons. NCBI's taxonomy places the organism in Eukaryota, Fungi, Mucoromycota, Mucoromycetes, Mucorales, Mucoraceae.